Molecule: messenger RNA, 3081 nt
Organism: Dichomitus squalens LYAD-421 SS1
Lineage: Eukaryota; Fungi; Basidiomycota; Agaricomycetes; Polyporales; Polyporaceae
Exons: 5
Coding region: 1-2775 (924 amino acids)
Biological process (GO): cytoskeleton organization
Cellular component (GO): cell division site; cytoplasmic side of plasma membrane; plasma membrane
Molecular function (GO): protein binding; phospholipid binding
Source: RefSeq, a predicted model, not a curated record
AUGUCUGCCAGGAGACAGGCGUCGACGACCUCCCUAUCACGAUAUGCGCGAGCUGGUUCCCCCGACUUCUCCAGCCGAUCCCUCGACUUCUGUAACGCGUUCUGGGGUCUCGGCGAUGGCGGUGUCGAAGUCCUCUUUGCGCGCAUGCGGGGCGCGAUGAGAACGAUGGAGGAGCUGAGGAGCUUCUGGAAGGAGCGCGCGGCCAUCGAGCAACAAUAUGCAAGCAAGCUUGCUGCUCUUGCGAAGAUCACGCUAGGAAGGGAUGAGAUUGGGGAAUUACGCGCUUCGUUAGAUACCCUGAAGCAAGAGACCGAGAAGCAGGCCCAAGCCCACCUUGUCGUUGCCCAGGCGAUCAAGGCCGACCUGGAAGGUCCGACUUCGGCGUUCAUUCAGAAACAGCAGCACCACAAGCGCAACUUGCAGGCUGCGAUCGAAAAAGAGUUCAAGACGAAGCAGACGCAGGAAGGGUACGUGAACAGGGCACGGGAGAAGUAUGAGGCAGACUGCGUGCGAAUCAACUCGUACACUGCGCAGAGCACGCUGAUUCAAGGCCGAGACCUGGAGAAGGUCCAUCUGAAGUUGGAGCGAGCACAGCAGACGGUGCAAGCGAACCAGCGCGACUAUGCGAACUUUGCGCGCGCUUUGCAGGACACGAUGCAGAAGUGGGAGCACAGCUGGAAGGGAUUCUGCGACAGCUGUCAGGACCUGGAGGAGGAGCGGAUAGAGUUCAUGAAGGACAACAUGUGGGCCUACGCGAACGCCGUGUCGACGGUGUGUGUGUCUGACGACGAAUCGUGCGAGAAGCUCCGUCUCGCUCUGGAGCAGCUUGAGGUGGAGCGGGACAUGGAAAACUUCGUGCGCGAUUAUGGAACCGGAAACGCUAUACCCGACCCCCCUCCCUUCAUCGACUACACGAGCCCUGACGCACAACCUGCUUCCUCGCAACGUCCCAGUACACAUACAUCCAAUUUCGCCCGGCAAACCCAGCGUCAGCGACAGGCACCCAUGCCACUGAGCCAGCCUGAGCCUGAACCCGAGCCCCCUGUGGACAUGACUGGAGUGGGAGCCGCGGCUCAGCCACCGCAACGGUCAGGUACCCAGAGUAGGGCGAGCACGCGCGGCGGAGAUUAUCCCCAACAGGCGAACGGCGCAGUCGGCAACGGACGGGUCACUCCUAACGUGGGCACUCGUCCUGCGGACCCCCACGCAGACCCGAUUGACCCGACCGCGACGACGAUGCUCCGGGUUGGACCAAACGCCUAUGAGGUCAACCUCGACCGCGAUCCACAGGCGAACGGCGUUUCUGCGGGUGCACCAAACUCUGCGGCUGCCCGAGUGGGACAGGAUGACGACCCGUUACAGCGUCAGCUAAAUGAGCUUCGCAAUGCAGGCGGUGGAAGCGUACGGCGCAGCGGGCAGUGGAAGCCACAAACGACACAGUCGCCUCCUGGUGCGUCGGGGCUGUCACCGCCGCCCGGCACGACGCAGCGGAACCGUGACUAUCGCAACUCGGCGGAGAUCGUCGUUGGGUCGUAUCCCGCAGCCGCGCCGCCAGCAGCGUCUCGUCCGACGUCGCCCAACAUCACCAAUGUGCACAUGCGCCCGCCUUCAACGCAAGGUCCUCCCAGUUCGACGUCUGGCAUCUCAGUCCAGAGCGUCCUCCAGGACUAUCAGCAGUCCUUCCCUGGCGAGCGCAAGUCGAUCAGCCGGUCCAACAGUCGCUCGAACAGCAUAUCCAUACCCCAAGGAUCAAGUAUACGGGAGCGUCCCCUCAGCUCGGAAAGCGGCCAGGCGGGUAUCGGCGCCCAGGGACGCAGCACCAGUCCUCAACCGUUCGCUCCGCUAUCGCGCAGCGCGAGUCCUGCAAUGCAGGGUCCUCCCGUGUCGAACCGCAACAGCUUCGGUCGUCCACCCGCCGGCGGACCUCCCCCCGGUGCGGGCCACGCACACUCUGGUUCUAAUGUUCGGCAAGGUUCCAUUUCCAUCCCGUCGCAGCCUGCCCAUCAACAGCGCCCAACAAGCCCUGGUAUCGGUAUUCAGCUGGACCCGAGCGGCCGUGUCGUCGCAGACGAUAUGGCCGCGAUCUACCAACGCCAGCCUCAGCAGACACUCCCUGCCCAACCGCAACCUCCGUAUGGGGCCCCACCACCCGUGCCUGCCGCGCAGCAGCCUAUACAACGUCGCCCGAGCUACAACGCAGGACCGAACGGUGCGCCAUUCGCUGGGGGACCACAGUAUGGCGCUGGACAAGCGCCGGUAUAUAACCAGCCCCCGCAACAGUAUGCUCCGCCUGUGCAGCCGCCCCAGCAGACAUAUGGUGCGCCGCCGCCUCAGCAGGGAGGAUACACGCAGGGAUAUCAGCAGCAGCAGCCGGCUUAUGGACAACAACAGCAGGGUGGUGCUCUUGUCCAACGUGGACCGUCGGUGAACGGGUAUUUCCCUCAGCAGCCCCAGCAAGCACAACCUCUACAGCAGCAGCAACAGCAGCAACAGUACCGGGCGCCAAGUCCGCGCGCACCGUCACCUCAGCCUCAGGGUGGUCAGCCUCCGCCGACUGGACAAUAUACAGACGACGGGCGCGGCGUAUUGUUCUACGUCAAGGCAAUGUACAACUACCGCGCGACGAUAGACGAGGAGUUCGACUUCCAGGAAGGCGACAUCAUCGCCGUCACUGCUACCCCUGAGGACGGCUGGUGGAGCGGCGAGCUGCUCGAUGAAACGCGGAGGCAGCCCGGGCGGCAUAUCUUCCCGAGCAACUUCGUCUGUCUAUUCUGAGCACGCGCCGCAGAGGUGUGUUCGUCCUAAUGCUUACUCUACUAGGAUGCGCAUUUCUUUCUCCAUCCCGCAUCUUCAUGUUUUACAUUCCCCCAUUGAUGGCUUUCCCUGAUGUUCGUCGCGUACGGUCGUUCCUCCAUCCGUACGGGUGCUGAUGCCAUGCCACGCUCCUUCCUCCCUACUUGUCUACUUUGCCAGUCGCCCGUUACGCUACAUAAGUUAGGUUGUCGUCUUAUGACGAUAUGCUCUCAUCUCUCUCGUUGCCUCACGUCGACCGGUGGAUUACAUAGCUCUAAUUUAUUGCUC